Molecule: messenger RNA, 708 nt
Organism: Aspergillus piperis CBS 112811
Lineage: Eukaryota; Fungi; Ascomycota; Eurotiomycetes; Eurotiales; Aspergillaceae
Product: LysM peptidoglycan-binding domain-containing protein
Exons: 1
Coding region: 1-708 (235 amino acids)
Source: RefSeq, a predicted model, not a curated record
AUGAAGGCUUUCAGUCAAUCGCUUUUGGCUCUCUCGCUUGCAUCAGUGGCUGUUGCGGCAGCAUCUUGCAACACCUCGGCCCUGAACACGACCACUUAUAACUAUUAUAUCACGGUGGAUGGCACAACAGUCUUUGAUGUUGCACGUGCCACCAAUCGCGGUGUUUGUGACAUUGGCCGCCAAAAUCUCAUGGCGGAUGUAACUAUUGUUCCCAAUGUGGGCGAGUACUUCAUCAUCCCUCCCGAGGUGUGCGAGCCAGACAAUACAUCCUGUCUCUUGCCAAACAUCAAUGCUACACGCACCUGUAUCUAUGGCGGACCUCGUCUCUACUACACUGUUCGAGGAGACACCUACGAAGUGAUUGCCCGCCGACUGAACAUCACGGUGGAAUCACUGAUGCACGUGGAUGGGCCUUCAAAUGAGACUUUAACAAAUCCUAUUUCCCCGACGGCGGAGUUGGAUGUUGGUCAGUUUAUCAAGGUGCCUCAAUGCGAUCCCAGCCAGUGUGUCAUCCAGCCUUACGUCUUCAAAUGGGGUGUGUACAAGGACCUUGCAGAGAAGUACGGCACUACAGUGGGCCAAAUCAUGAUGAUGAGCCCGACGUACAACUACAGCAGUCUGGCUUUCUCGCCUGAGGGCAUGUACCCUCCGAUCAACCUCCCGAUUAACUGCACGGCAUUGUCGAACAACAUGACUACCCUUGAUUAG